This is a messenger RNA of Zonotrichia albicollis (white-throated sparrow), 6142 nucleotides long. Lineage: Eukaryota; Metazoa; Chordata; Aves; Passeriformes; Passerellidae. The record is from RefSeq and is a predicted model, not a curated record.
GGAAGAUUCAGUUCAGCCCUGUUUCUCCAGCCCUCAGACUGUGUCAUGACAGGCAGUGUUAAAAAGCUCACGAGGAAAUUAAUAAUUCUGCCUGUGAGGCAGGCAUGAGCGGCAUGCAGGAAAUGAGGCGUGAGGCCACACGCUGAAUGAUGAGUGGAGAGCAGGGCAGUGAAUACCUGCUGGCUUUGGGGAGCAUCAUCCACUGCAUGCUCUGGUGAAGCCAGAGUCCUUGCCUUGGACACUGAGCCUGGAAGCAAAACUACACUGCAGAGCAUUUACAAAAAAGGGACAAAUUAAAGAUGCUGUACUGGGCCUGAAUUUGGCAUUUCCUGACUGGUGCUGGACAUGGACACAGAGGAUGACCCAUUGUUACAGGACGCCUGGCUAGAGGAGGAAGAUGAAGAGGUGACCUUCAGCUCCCGGAAGAGGCGCGAGGGUGCUCUGCUGUGUGGGAAGAGCCCGUGCAGAGUCAGGCCCCUGUGUGUCACACUGCCUAUGUCUGGCUUCUGGAAUAUUGUUGGCUGGGUGUUCACCAACCCAUACUGUGCUGGCUUCAUCCUUUUCCUGGGCUGUGCCAUCCCUGCCGUGCUUGCUGUCAUCAUGUUCCUCCACUACCCCACCCUGGACAUCGACAUCUCCUACAACGCUUUCGAGAUCCGCAACCACGAGUCCUCGCAGCGCUUCGACGCCCUCACCUUGGCCCUCAAAUCCCAGUUUGGCUCCUGGGGAAGGAACCGCCGGGACCUGGCUGACUUUACCUCAGAGACCCUGCAGAGGCUCAUCUUCGAGCAGCUCCAGCAGCUCCACCUCAACGCAUCCCACCUUGGUGUCAGCCCACGGGUGAGGCGCAGCCCCGUGGAGGGCAGGGGCAGCUCCCUACAGCCCCAGCCCCAUCCAAGCACAGCAAACCAGAGCUCCAGAGUGGGCAGGGGAGCCCCACGCUGGGACUACUCCAGCAGCUACAUCAGUGCUAACACACAGACUCAUGCUCACUGGCGCAUUGAGCUCAUUUUCCUGGCUCGGGGUGACGCUGAGAACAACAUCUUCACCACAGAGCGCCUGGUCACCAUCCACGAGGUGGAGCGCAAGAUCAUGGACCACCCUCGCUUCCGUGAAUUCUGCUGGAAGCCCCAUGAGGUCCUGAAGGACCUGCCCCUGGGGUCUUACUCCUACUGCUCCCCUCCCAGCUCCCUCAUGACCUACUUCUUCCCCACGGAGAGAGGAGGGAAGAUUUACUAUGAUGGCAUGGGGCAAGACCUUGCUGACAUCCAAGGAUCCCUGGAGCUGGCCAUGACCCACCCCGAGUUCUACUGGUAUGUGGAUGAGGGCUUGUCUGCUGAGAACAAGAAGAGCUCCCUGCUGAGGAGCGAGAUCCUCUUUGGGGCCCCACUGCCCAACUACUACUCGGUGGAGGAUCGCUGGGAGGAGCAGCGCCGCAAGUUCCAGAACUUUGUCAUCACCUACGUGGCCAUGCUGGCCAAGCAGUCCACGAGCAAAGUCCAGGUGCUGUAUGGAGGGACAGAUUUGUUUGACUAUGAAGUGAGGAGGACUUUCAACAAUGACAUGUUGCUGGCCUUCAUCAGCAGUAGCUGCAUAGCUGUCUUGGUCUACAUCCUCACCUCCUGCUCAGUGUUUCUGUCAUUCUUUGGCAUUGCCAGCAUUGGGCUGAGCUGCCUGGUGGCUCUGUUCCUGUACCACGUCGUGUUUGGGAUCCAGUAUCUGGGUAUCCUCAAUGGUGUGGCUGCCUUUGUCAUCGUGGGGAUUGGAGUUGAUGAUGUCUUUGUUUUCAUCAACACCUACCGCCAAGCCACGCACCUCAAGGACCUGCGGCUGCGCAUGAUCCACACUGUGCAGACAGCAGGGAAAGCCACCUUCUUCACCUCCCUGACCACAGCUGCUGCAUAUGCUGCCAACAUCUUCUCUCAGAUCCCAGCUGUGCAUGACUUUGGACUCUUCAUGUCCCUGAUUGUGUCCUGCUGCUGGGUAGCUGUGCUCUUCACCAUGCCAGCUGCUCUUGGAAUAUGGACCCUCUAUGUGUCCCCAUUAGAGAGCUCCUGCCAAGCCAGCUGCAGUCAGAAGUGCACCAAAAAGAGUGCCUUGCACCUGGCUGAAGAUCUCUUCAUUGCCCCAGCAGCCCCCUCCAGAGCAGGCAGAGAGACCCUUCCCUACCUGGAUGAUGACAUCCCACUGCUCAGCGUGGAGGAGGAGCCUGUCUCCCUGGAAAUGGGGGAUGUCCCCUUGGUGUCUGUGAUGCCAGAAAAUCUGCAGCUCUCUGCAGAGAAGAGCAGCCAGGGUCACUUGAUAACUCAUCUGCAGGAGCUGCUGGAGCACUGGGUGCUGUGGUCUGCAGUGAAGAGCAGAUGGGUGAUUGUGGGGCUCUUUCUCCUGGUUUUGCUGCUGUCCAUAUUCUUUGCCAGCCGCCUCCAGCCAGCCAGCCGUGCUCCAGUCCUGUUCCGGCCAGACACCAACAUCCAGGUGCUGCUGGAUCUGAAAUACAACCUGAGUGCUGAGGGGAUCUCCUGCAUCACCUGCUCAGGUUUGUUUCAGGAAAAGCCCCACAGUUUGCAGAACAACAUCCGAACUUCCUUGGAAAAAAAGAAGAGGGGCUCAGGUUCACCUUGGGGAAGCAAAGGCAGCAUGAGUGAUGCAGGGCAGCAAGAGCUCCAGGGGACUGUGUAUAUCUCCAAGUCCAGGAGCAAGGGAAGACCAGCUAUCUACAGAUUCUCACUCAACGCCAGUGUCCCUGCGCCCUGGCAGAUGGUGUCACCAGGAGAUGGGGAGGUGCCUUCAUUCCAGGUGUAUAGAGUGCCUUUCGGUAACUUCACCAGGAAGCUGACAGCUUGUGUGUCCACAGUAGGGCUGCUUAAGCAGAUGAGCCCCAGGAAGUGGAUGAUGACCACCUUGUCCUGUGACACCAAGAGGGGCUGGAAGUUCGAUUUCAGUUUCUACGUGGCCUCCAAGGAGCAGCAGCGCACACGGAAACUGUAUUUUGCCCAGUCCCACAAGCCCCCUUACCACGGCCGAGUGUGUGUGGCACCCCCAGGCUGUCUGCUCAGCUCCAGCCCAGAUGGACCCACCAAAGGCAUCCUCUAUGUCCCCAGUGAAAAAGCACCCAAAGCAAAGCUGUCAGCCACAUCUGGAUUUAACCCCUGCAUGAACACAGGCUGUGGAAAGCCAGCAGUGAGGCCGCUGGUGGACACUGGAGCCAUGGUGUUUGUGGUGUUUGGGAUCAGAGGCGUGAACCGCACCAGGCGCCAGGACAACCACGUUCUUGGAGACAUGGGCAGUGUUAUCUACGAUGACAGCUUUGACCUCUUCAAAGAGAUUGGCAACCUGUGCCGCCUCUGCAAAGCCAUUGCCAGCAACUCUGAGCUGGUGAAGCCCGGAGGGGCUCAGUGCCUGCCCUCGGGUUACAGCAUCUCCUCCUUUCUGCAGAUGUUGCACCCGGAGUGCAAGAAUAUCCCUGAGCCCAACCUGCUGCCAGGGCAGCUCUCUCAUGGGGCAGUGGGGGUGAAGGAUGGCAAGGUGCAGUGGAUCUCCAUGGCCUUUGAGUCGACAACCUACAAGGGGAAAUCAUCCUUCCAGACAUAUGCUGACUAUCUGAAGUGGGAGACAUUCUUGCAGCAGCAGCUCCAGCUCUUCCCAGAGGGCUCUGCUCUCCGGCACGGAUUCCAGACCUGUGAGCACUGGAAGCAGAUUUUCAUGGAGAUUAUAGGGGGUUGUGUGCCUGGUAGUGACCAUCAUGUACUGGUGUGGCUGGGAGAUGGGAGCUGUGGAAGCCAUCUCCCUCUCCAUCCUGGUGGGCUCCUCUGUUGAUUACUGCGUGCACCUGGUGGAGGGAUACCUGCUGGCAGGGGAGAACCUGCCUCUCCAGCAGGCUGAGGACCCCACAGCGUGCCGGCAGUGGAGGACAAUGGAAGCCGUGCGCCACGUUGGGGUGGCCAUCGUCUCCAGCGCCACCACCACGCUGAUUGCCACCGUCCCGCUGUUCUUCUGCAUCAUUGCCCCCUUUGCCAAGUUUGGGAAGAUCGUGGCCCUCAACACGGCAGUGUCCAUCCUGUACACGCUGACUGUGAGCACGGCCCUGCUGAGCACCAUGGCGCCCGGCACCUUCACGCGCAGCAGCACCUCCUGCCUCAAGGCUCUGCUGGCCGUGCUCCUGGCUGGCCUGCUGGCUCUCUGCAUCUGCCUUGCCCUGCUCAAGAGUGGGUUUAAGAUCCCCCUCCCCAACGGGACAGCCCUCUAGACCUGAUGGGACAGCCCUGUGUGACCCAAUGGGACGGCCCUCUAGACGCCAGGCCGAGAGAGCCGCGUCGCUCUUUUCGUUUUUUCUUUUCUUUUUAAAGAAUAUUUUUUGUAAGGAAAACAAAGAGGAAAAAAAAAAAGAGUCCCUUUUUUCAUGAAGUUUUUCAAUUGCAGAUGCACUUUAUUUUCUAAUGAGUUUUGCUCGAAACUUGUAUUUAUUUUAGGUAGUGAUGGAUGGGUAGUGAUGGAUGGAAAGUGAGGGCUGCCCAGGGAAUGCCUCAGCCCAUGAAUAGGAGAGGAGGAGCUUUCCUUCUCUCAGUUUUUUUUCUGCUUUCUUUUUUUCUUUUCUUUUAAUUUAUUUUUAUCAAACAGGGCUUUCUGGACCCACAAGGCUAAAAUGGGGGAAUUUGGGAAGGUCAUCUGAUCCUUUCAAAAACCCUUCCCUCUGUCCUUCCCCUCCCUUGUCCAGGGUCAGAACUGUAAGGAUGACUCUUGGGUGAUGUCCUGCUCCCACACCAAGCCUGUGCCUCCUUACUUGAGCCUCCAAGAGCAGCAGUGAGCUGUUGGACAGGCCUGGGGACAGCAUUAUCUGGAUACUUUGCCAGGCCCUGUACCCAUGCCAGACCAGCAGUGAACUUGCUGCACUUUUGAGUGUCACUUUGGGAUCCAAACCAGAGCUGUUGGGUGGCACCACCUGCAGUGGCCCUGCUGUCAUGGUUCAGAGAGGGUGCUGGGACACAAAGCAUUCCCCUUCCUUCUGGGGGAAUUUGGGAUCUCAUGUGUCUGCCAGCAGCCACCAGGAAGCAGAUGGUGCCCUCAGCAGCCUGCCCUCCUCUCCCUCGUCCCACUAGUGAGGUCAAGGCAGUUUCAAUGCCCAGUUUCCCCAUGUUGCCUCUCCUGGUGGAGAGAAAAGAGAGCCCAGGCGUCCCUGCAAAGCUCUUUGAUCACAGCUCUUGGCUGAGGACAAGGCAGAGCCCAUUCCUGGUGGUGUGCACUGCAUCCUCUGUGGCAGCUCACAGAAACCCUCCUCAGUGGAGACCCACGGGCACCAGAGCUGCAGCUGCUGUCUGCUCUGAGCAGAUGGUUGGUAUUAAACUAAAAUGAAAUCACAAACUGCUGCCAUUAACAAGUGCAUUUUAAGCAUCACUGCUUCUCUCGUAUUUUUAAAAUUGAAAUAGCUAAGUGUGCAUUAAUGCACAGCACAUCUGAUCCUUGGCAGGAGGGGAGGGUCAGGCCCACUGGGAGAUGCAUUAGCCAUUACUUACAAGGGUGCCUGCAGAAUAAUGUGGUCAGGAAGCAGCCUAACUCAAUUUCUUUGCAGAUUUCAUGUCUGGUGGCUUUGUGUUCUCUUUUUAAGAUGAAACUUCCAGGAAGUCCAACCCCAUUGCCAGCCAGUUUGUGGGGCCUGCACUGCUGAGAGACUGAACUGCUUCUCCGUGGCUCAGGGCAUCCCUGCUUUGAUCCCUGCCAGUCUUACACAUUGUCAUCCCUGUGAAACUGGGUCAAAUACUUGUUUCUAAAGUAGGUUCCCCAAGCUGAAGAGAGGAGUUCUUAUUGUUUCCAGGCAGACUCCAGAGUAAUCCUGCUACAGGCAGUGAGGGUAGUGAGAAUGUGAGUAGAGCAGAAUGUGAGUGGCCUGGUUUCUCCUUGCUAUCCCAUGGAGCUUCUGAGUUAUCCCUUUCUGCAAAGUGUGAAAUGUUUUCUUGGCACCUACCUCUAAUCUGCACCAGCUCCUUCAUAAUGAACCCUGUGCCCAUGAGGGAAUGGUUCUGUAUUGUAUUACCCCGACAAAGGCAGGAAUGAUGAACCUGACUCCAUCUUCUCAGAAGGCUAACUUAUUAUUUUAUGAUACUAUAUUAUAUUAAAGAAUACUAAACUAAACUAUACUAAAGAAUAC